UGUCAGCAGCAGCCUCACAGCUGUUCCCCUGUCUGUGCAUUCUUUUCUAUGUACAACCUCGUGCUUUUCCCUAGCAGCCAUUCAACUCCUACAGUGCAAGUCUCUGCUCUGUCCUAGCCACACUUACUGACAGCAGCAGGCAGGGGGGCAGUUAAGAAAAAAAGGAACCAGCAGAUAAGGAGGGUUUUCUCCCCUUAGCUGUUUUCUCUCUAGGAAGACAGAAGCUGGUUCAGCCUACUCAGCUUGGAAGAAUAUCUUAUGACUGGCAGCUACUUUUAACAGAAGAAUUGAAGACUCUUUGUCUAUUUAAAUCAAGUGUCCCCACCAGUACUGCUGCUUUCUUGGGUGGGUACUUUCUACACUCCCCUGGUGGUGCUGGAGAAGGAGCGCAUGUGAAGGCAGCACCUGUUGGAUCCUGGUGACAUCACCCACACAGUGGGCACCUCUACCUACCUAAGGAUGGAGGAUGAAGCGGUUUUGGACAGGGGGGCUUCAUUUCUGAAGCAUGUAUGUGAUGAAGAGGAGGUAGAAGGCCACCACACUGUCUACAUUGGUGUUCAUGUUCCCAAAAGCUAUAGAAGGAGGAGACGUCACAGGCACAGAACUGGUCACAAAGAUAAGAAAGACAAGGAGAAAUCAUCUGAAAACUACUCAGACCUAGACAAGUCUGAUACUGAGAAUGUUGAUGAGACCAGCUCUAGCGUCCUCAAGCCCCUCAUCUCACCAGCUGCGGAGCGUAUCCGGUUUAUAUUGGGUGAGGAAGAUGACAGCCCUGCACCUCCACAGCUCUUCACAGAGCUGGACGAACUUCUGUCUGUCGAUGGCCAAGAGAUGGAAUGGAAGGAGACAGCAAGGUGGUUAAAAUUUGAAGAAAAGGUGGAACAAGGGGGUGAAAGAUGGAGUAAACCUCAUGUUGCCACGCUGUCCUUGCACAGCUUAUUUGAACUGAGGACUUGCAUUGAAAAAGGGACAGUACUGCUUGACCUAGAGGCAAAUUCACUCCCACAAGUGAUAGAGAAAAUCAUUGACAACCAAAUCGAGAUGGGGUUGUUGAAAGCAGAACUGAAGGACAAAGUGACCUACACAUUGCUCAGGAAGCACCGACACCAGACGAAAAAAUCCAACCUGCGCUCCUUGGCCGAUAUAGGAAAAACUGUCUCCAGUGCAAGUAGGAUGUUUACUGGUCCUGAUAAUGGAGUGAGAGAGGAGGGCCUGAUGAAAAACUCAUUCCUCUCAGCCCGCAGUCCUCUAGAGACUUCUGUGCCCUGUCUAGCAACCCGCAUGUCGGACGAUGAUCUCCGAGUGCGGCGCAGCCCCAGCAUGGGAUUGCUCAGCAGUCCAACAAUGGCCCCUAGAAACUUGACAUCUUCCAGCCUAAACGAUAUCUCUGACAAGCCUGACAAAGACCAGCUAAAGAACAAAUUCAUGAAAAAGAUACCAAGAGACGCAGAAGCAUCCAAUGUACUUGUAGGGGAGGUGGAUUUUCUGGAAACCCCUUUUAUUGCUUUUGUCAGGUUGCAACAGGCAGUUAUGUUUGGUGCCCUGACAGAAGUUCCUGUACCUACCAGGUUCCUCUUUAUCCUGUUGGGCCCAAAGGGAAAAGCCAAGUCAUACCAUGAAAUUGGAAGAAGCAUUGCUACCUUAAUGUCUGAUGAGGUUUUCCAUGAUAUUGCCUACAAAGCAAAAGACAGACAGGACUUGAUUGCUGGAAUUGAUGAGUUUCUUGAUGAAGUCAUUGUACUUCCACCUGGUGAAUGGGACCCUGCAAUACGGAUAGAACCACCCAAGACUCUUCCAUCUUCUGAUAAAAGGAAAAACAUGUAUGCAGGUGGGGAAAAUGUGCAAAUGAAUGGAGACACACUUCAUGAUGAAGGUCACGGAGGAGGUGGACAUGGGGAUUCUCCAGAGCUAAGAAGAACUGGUCGGUUUUGUGGAGGACUGGUGGAGGAUUUAAAGAGAAAAGCUCCGUAUUUUACUAGUGACUUUUACGAUGCAUUGAGUAUCCAGUCUCUUUCUGCCAUGCUCUUUAUUUACUUGGGAACAGUAACUAAUGCCAUCACCUUCGGAGGUCUUCUUGGAGAUGCUACAGAUAAUAUGCAGGGUGUCUUGGAAAGCUUUUUGGGCACAGCAAUCUCAGGUGCUGUGUUCUGCCUUUUUGCUGGUCAGCCUCUUAUUAUUCUAAGCAGCACUGGUCCUGUCUUGGUUUUUGAGAGACUUUUGUUUAACUUCAGCAGAGAUAACGAAUUUGAUUAUUUGGAGUUUCGAUUGUGGAUUGGCCUGUGGUCUGCUUUCCUAUGUCUUGUGCUGGUUGCCACCGACGCUAGCUCACUAGUCAAGUACUUCACUCGCUUUACAGAAGAAGGAUUUGCUUGCCUCAUCAGCUUCAUUUUCAUAUAUGAUGCUUUCAAAAAGAUGAUCAAGUUUGCUGACUAUUACCCAAUCAAUACUCAUUUCAAAGUCGGAGACGUCACUUUGUUUGGUUGCACGUGUCUUCCACCAGACCCAACAAACAUUUCAUUGUUUAAUGGGACAACAGAAUCACCAUUAGAUUUCUUCUCUACCACCAUGGAAAUGGAUAUGGAUCACAAUACCACUAUAAAUUGGUCAUCUCUUACCAAGAAGGAAUGUUUGAAGUAUGGUGGUAACCUUGUUGGAAACAACUGUAAAUACAUUCCAGAUAUAACAUUAAUGUCCUUUAUCCUGUUCUUUGGUACAUAUACAUGCUCAAUGGCUCUAAAGAAGUUCAAAACCAGUCGCUAUUUUCCCACCACGGCACGGAAGCUGAUCAGUGACUUUGCCAUCAUACUGUCCAUCCUAAUUUUCUGCGGAAUAGAUGCACUUGUUGGAGUAGACACCCCAAAACUUAUUGUGCCCAGCGAGUUUAAGCCCACAAGUCCUCACAGAGGCUGGUUUGUCCCACCAUUUGGAGGAAAUCCCUGGUGGGUAUACCUUGCUGCAAGUCUUCCUGCUCUUCUUGUGACUAUUUUGAUCUUCAUGGACCAACAGAUCACAGCUGUCAUUGUCAACAGAAAUGAAAACAAACUCAAGAAAGGAGCUGGCUAUCACUUGGACUUGUUUUGGGUGGCUGUUUUGAUGAUUGUUUGCUCCUUCAUGGCUCUUCCCUGGUAUGUGGCUGCUACUGUCAUCUCCAUUGCUCACAUUGACAGCUUGAAAAUGGAAACGGAAACAUCAGCCCCAGGAGAACAACCAAAGUUUUUGGGUGUCAGGGAACAAAGAGUUACAGGAGUCAUGGUGUUCCUUUUGACUGGUGUGUCUGUCUUCAUGGCACCUAUCCUAAAGUUCAUCCCUAUGCCUGUGCUGUAUGGAGUCUUCCUGUAUAUGGGAGUGGCAUCUCUAAAUGGAGUUCAGUUCAUGGACCGUCUCAAGCUGCUUUUGAUGCCUGCAAAACAUCAGCCAGAUUUCAUCUACCUACGCCAUGUUCCUCUCCGCCGGGUACAUCUCUUCACAUUCAUUCAGAUCUUAUGCCUGGCACUGCUCUGGAUACUCAAAUCAACUGUGGCUGCUAUAAUAUUCCCAGUUAUGAUCCUUGCACUUGUGGCAGUGAGAAAGGCCAUGGAUUACCUGUUUUCCCAACAUGACCUCAGUUUCCUUGAUGAUGUUAUCCCUGAGAAGGACAAGAAGAAAAAGGAAGAUGAUAAAAAAAAGAAGAAAAAGAAAGGAAGCGUGGACAGUGACAAUGAAGAUUCUGACACUCCUUAUUCAGAAAAAGUACCAAGUAUUAAAAUUCCUAUGGACAUCAUGGAAAAGGAACCAUUCCUAAGUGAUAGCAAACCUAGUGACAGCGAAAAACCUUUUACAUUCCUUGAGCGACACACGUCAUGCUGAAAGAAUACCUUUCCUUCAGUCACAUAUGCCAAGCCCACCAAGUACUCCAAUACGAAUAGUGCCUCAAAUUAGAAUAGAGAUCGAGCCAGAUGAUGACUCUUAUUUCUGGAGGAGCCGGGGAACAGAAACAACUUUAUAAAGCUGUGAACCAUAGCCUGCAAUUUUUUUUUUUUUUUUGGUUUUUCACAGUUUUUUGGUCACUAGCCAAAUAUGAAUUCAUCUUUGCACUUUUCACAAAUAAUGUGGAAAGCUUCUGCCUAUAGCAUUUUGUAAAUAUUCUGCGCUUCCUUCGUUUUGUUAAACAAUGAUCUUAACCAAUCUCACCACUUUCAUCUCUUCUGUAAAUGCUUUUUAUCUUUUUUUCAUUUUACUGAAACUAAAGCACACCAUUUUAUGUUUAUGCUUAAAGUUAGGAGCGGAGUAACUAUGCAGAUCUUUGUAAGAGUCCCACAUGCCAUCCUGUAUAAAUGCAUGUUCGGACUCUGUCUAUAAAAUAAAUAUAGAUACACAGCUUCAUGCAUUGCCAUAUAAUAAAUGUCCAAUGUCUUUGUAUCUUCUUUGAAAUACUUUUUGGUACUUUGUAUAAAAUGAAGCAAAAUAUUUAAUACCUUCUAGAUUUUGUCUUUAAAUUAUGGGGCCUAACACUGAACAUAUAUUAUAAUAAUUUGUCUUUUUUUUUUUUUUAAAGAAACUUUUUUAAUGACUGUAAAGAAAAUGAAUUUUUUUUCCUGCAGCAGGAAAUUUAUAGUUUGAAGUAGUUCUACCUCUUAUAUGUAGGAGCUGGGCUUUUAUUUUUCUGUAUGAAUGUUUUGUGUACAAUGUGAUUAUAACAUAUCUUGAUCUCCAUAUUAAGCAAGUGAUUAAAUGCUUGAAAAGUUUUGUAUUUGAACUAAUCAGUCGACUCGAUUAAUUUUAAUAGACCUUGAGGGAGGCAGCACUAAUGUAUAAUCCAUUAUUUUGUGGGUUCCAAAAGUAUUUUUCACUGUAUGUAGGCAAUAAAUGGUAAUACUGACUGGUAAUAGGGAUCAACAAAGAAAUCAUUGUUAAUCGUAUUGAAUGGGUAAUUUUAUUUGCAGUAUUGACACAGUUUCACUAAUAAAAGUUUGUGUUUUAUUGAUAUGCAUUAAUUAUGUAUAUAUGUGUGAGAAACAGAAUUUAGAGAUCAUCCAAGAAUAAUGGAAUUCUGAUUCUAAUGCCUAAUUCAAAACCCUUCUGCUGCGGCUAAUAAUAUACCGUGAAUAUUUCCUUCCUGAAGUUAUUUUAUUGUCCUGCAAAAUGUAGGAGAAGAGGAGUUUUAUAGUCAACAGCACCACAUAGCAUUUAGUAAUGGCAUCCAAGGAUGCUUAAUCUAUUUGAUUGAGAAAUCCUUCCACCAAGGGUUUAGGAUCAAGAGCAGAUCUUGUCUUUUGGGGCCCAUUGUUUGCAUAAUUAGCUUAGAUAUCUAAAACCAAAUUGCAGUACCUCACUUACUGACUAAUCAAGGUGCCCACCAGGGUAGGCGACAAGGGCAAGGAUGUUAAGGAUCAAUUUUACGUAACCAGACAUCUUAUGGUAUAAAAUAUGCCUAUAUAUUUCAUUCAGUUCUUCUGUGAAGCCCAUUCUCUAAUAUGAUUAUCCAACUUAGGGAUUCAGUUUUUAUAUCACUGAGUUUUUAUAUCACUGUCAACUAGUUAGGGUUUCCUUGAGGUUUUGUAAAUAUACACUUGAGAUGCAAACUGGAUUUAAGUCACCUGGUCCCAAGAGAGCACUGAAGGAUUAUUAUAAAAAGCCUGACAAAUAUAGAAAUAGGACACAUUUUGUCCGGUUUACCCGUCAAUGGAAAUAUUAUUAACCUAUAGAAUCUACAAUUAGUGCUACUUCAUUUGCUCAGACAACAAUAAUAUCUAGGGUUUCCCUUUUUUAAUUGAACACACACCUAUUAUAUGCAUGUACAAGGGUUGUAAGAAACUACCUUGACAUCAAUAUUUUUUAUAAGUCUUCCAGUUUGAAAUCAUGUUUCAUUUACUUGAACUGUAUUAACUGCUGACAUGUGUGUGUAAUGUAUUAUUACAUGAAAUGCAAGGAGUGCUGCAAUGUUUGGGUGUAGGUAUGGGACAAAGCUUGUGACUAACAUCCUUUGAUAUGUGACACCUUACUGAAAAGGAUCAUUUUCUUAGCACUAAUACAAGGAUGAGCAUUUUGCUGUUUGCCAGGUACAUAAAAGUUCCAACUCUAGCAUCUCUGAGUUGCUCAAAAAUUAAUUCUGGAAACAUCAGCUCCACAAUAUCUGGAGAGUUGAAGGUUUCUAUGGCUGCACAGUUAUUUCAUCUCCGAGCAUGAUAAGCUUGAAAAUUAAAUAAAAGUAUGUAAUAUCUUAUUAUAAGGCCUCCUUAAACCCUGUUAUACAAACAUGUGAACCAUGCUAAGAUACCAAAUAUAUGAAAACUAGAGGUAGAACAUAAAUCAUUCCCAGAUGCUAAAAAACACAUACAGGUAUGGGACGUGUUAUCUAGAAUGCUCUGGGCCUGGGGUUUUCAGGAUAAGGGGUGUUUACGUGAAUGAUAUAAAAAUCAUUUAAACUUUACUAAAAAUCAUUUAAACAUUAAUUAAACCCAGCAAGAUUGUUUUGCUCCAAUAAGGGUUAAUUAUACAUCAGUUGGGAUGAAGUUAAAGGUGCUUUUUUAAUAUCACAGACACAAAUAAAUCAAUUUUAAACAUUUUAAUUAUUUGAUUUAUAUGGAGUCUAUGGGAGAUGGCCUUGUAAUUUGUAGCUUUCUGGAUAAUGCAUAUGUCUUCUGUUAGAGACAGUCUGCAAUUCUGUCUCUAAAUGUUACAAAUGUUCUUUCACUGACAUAAUUACAUUUUUUGCUAACUAGGACCUCUUCUCACAGGCACAUUUCAAUACCAGAAAAAUCAGUUGCUACUUAGAAAUCUAGGCCUGGAUUUUGCAGCAACAGAAAAUAUGUUUUCUACCACGUUGUGUAUCUUCCAAAAAAUCAGACAUCUUAUUUCCUUAGGGCUAGGGCAUUUUCCGUGAGCCAUUUUAAGAGCUAUAAACACCUUUGUCCCAUACCUAUACUGAUUAUUUAGUGUUAACACAACUGCUGUAAUUUAUAGUCAAUGACAUGGCUACUGUAAGAACUAUUUUUUUUUUUUCUGGGGCAAGGUUGGGGAGAGAUCAGCACUUUCUGGUAAAAAACAAACACAUAUCCUCCGGUGUUAGAGAGGUCCAUAAAUAAUUGCCACUUAAUCUGUUUUGGGCAACUCUGUCACAUAAGGGGUUAAGCAACAUAUUUGUCCUUUAUUGGACAUAAAGUUUUAUUUUGUAUUUAAUUUUAUUAAAUAAAGAAUGAUCAAAUACAUAGAAGGAAGCAGCAGAAACAGACUGUAGUGAUUUUUUUUCCUAUAACAACGAGAACUAAUUAUGUCUAUUUAGUAUAUUGCUAUUUUAUGAAACUUUCUAAUGUGACUUUUAUGGAAUCAAAAGAAUGAAGAAAUUGAUAUUUUAGCAUUUAUAUUUUUUGAAAUUAAAUGUACAUUGAAAAUAAAGUAACUUUAUGAAA
This is a messenger RNA of Xenopus laevis (African clawed frog), 7388 nucleotides long. RefSeq names its product solute carrier family 4 member 4 L homeolog (gene slc4a4.L). Gene Ontology annotation, biological process: sodium ion transmembrane transport; transmembrane transport; monoatomic ion homeostasis. Bases 460 to 3846 code for a protein of 1128 amino acids. The transcript has 28 exons. The record is from RefSeq and is a predicted model, not a curated record. Gene Ontology annotation, molecular function: monoatomic anion transmembrane transporter activity; solute:inorganic anion antiporter activity; sodium:bicarbonate symporter activity. Gene Ontology annotation, cellular component: plasma membrane; membrane; basolateral plasma membrane. Lineage: Eukaryota; Metazoa; Chordata; Amphibia; Anura; Pipidae.